CAGGCUAAGAUCCUCAUUCUCAUCCUCAUCCACCGAAGUCAAGUUGGACAGGGAGAAUGGUCAACAGAAUCCAGCCAUGGUAGCAUGUUUAUCAGCUGGAAAACACACAGAGAAUCGUAACAGCAGUGAAGAGCUUCUCAAGCACAGUGGUUCAUUAGAUUUCCGGCACAGGAGUCAAAAUUAG
Molecule: messenger RNA, 184 nt
Organism: Acaulospora colombiana
Lineage: Eukaryota; Fungi; Glomeromycota; Glomeromycetes; Diversisporales; Acaulosporaceae
Source: the annotation of a GenBank genome assembly